Molecule: messenger RNA, 4429 nt
Organism: Ceratina calcarata
Lineage: Eukaryota; Metazoa; Arthropoda; Insecta; Hymenoptera; Apidae
Gene: fw
Product: CUB and Sushi multiple domains furrowed
Exons: 22
Coding region: 618-3962 (1114 amino acids)
Source: RefSeq, a predicted model, not a curated record
AGAGACUGGAAGCCUCUGGCACUCGACGGACGGCUAGUGAAGGGAACGGAUCGUUACACUCGGUCGAUACUCGGCCAAACGAAAAUGCCGCCAAUAAACCGCGUCUGACUUUCGUUAAAAAGUGUAUCGGACAAAUAAAUUUAUAAAGUAGUGAUAUCUAAGCUGUACGAUUCUGAUACGAUCGUCAGAGAGACGGUUUCCCGGCCCGUAUGGGCAACGCGACAGAAGCUGGAAGUCAUGAGCCAGCGAAUUAGGCAUGAAACAUGGUGAUCAAUUUCGUACAGUGCGAAUAACGAAAUGGUGAACGUAUUUAUCAGCGAUAAAUGAAUUUAACGGGAUGGAUCUACCGCAUACGGUCACUGAGAAGUUGUGAAGGGACGCGAUCGAGUCACCUUUGAACUUUGCGAAUUCGAUCUCGGUUGUACUCGGGCUCGAAAGAAUAUUUCGUUAACGAAACAAGUUUCGGUGCAACGCGUCGAACAAAGAAACCUUCUUGUGAAAGUUCCCGUAGUGCAAAGUGUUCUUCGGUAGCGAAAACGCGCUCCGUGGAUGAUCGUGACCAAAGUUAGUGCGCUUUCAAUGUGAUCCCGCAUUUCAUCCUGAAGAGAGAAACAAGGAUGACGCGAGAGGUUCUCCUAUCCCUUUUGGGGAUUCUCGUUGUGGGCGCAGAAGGAUUGAAUUGCGGCCAUCCGGCUGUACCGAUGAACGCCAAGGUGUCAUUGUCCGACGAAUCCUUAGCAACCGGCACUUUGGCCACUUACACUUGCGAUGCCGGAUACGAAUUGUUCGGCAGUGGUAGUCUGACGUGCAACGCCAAAGGGAAAUGGCAAGGGGACUUCCCAUUUUGCGGCACGAACGUCGCGUUUCGCAAGCCGACGAAUCAGUCGACGACCGUGCGAGGAGGAGACGCCAGCCAUGGAAACGACGGCGAUUCGGGCACCGAGCACGAUGGGAAAAGGUGCACGGAAACUCAAAGCGAGCCUAGUCCGUGGUGGAAGGUCGAUUUACUCAAAUCAUAUUCCGUGAAAGUCGUCAGAGUCACGACGAGGGGCUGUUGCGGCCACCAACCCCUUCAGGAUAUUGAAAUACGUGUGGGUAACAGCAGCGUCGAGUUACAACGCAAUCCCUUGUGCGCCUGGUUUCCCGGUACCAUUGAGGAAGGGAUCACGAAGACGUUCGUAUGUGCCAGAGCUUUGAUAGGUCAGUACGUGUACUUGCAAUUAGUCGGAGUCGAGGGAAGCUUGAGUCUCUGCGAGGUCGAAGUCUUCGCUGUCGACGAGUUCUCAACGGACAGAUGCGCCUACAGUGGAACACCGGCUGACGCCGAUUUGGCUGCGUUCAAUUCCACCUGUUACGAGUUCGUUGUGAAGAAGGGUGGCUCCUUCCAAGAGGCUAGAAAUUAUUGCCGGACGAGAGGCGGCGAUCUCGUCCACGGCUUCGAGGAUGCAGCUCCCGUGUACAUUCUGAACAAUCUCGAAAGGCGGAAGGACAAACUGAAGACGCAGCUGGUAUGGAUAGGUGCACAGAAAGAACCUCUGAUAACCGCGCGCACGUGGCGAUGGGUCAACGGCGAGAUCGUACAGAAACCGUCCUGGGGAAAGGAUCAGCCGAACAAUUAUAACGGCGAACAGAACUGCGUAGUGCUCGACGGAGGCCGCGGUUGGCUAUGGAAUGACGUUGGUUGCAACCUUGACUAUUUGCAUUGGAUAUGCCAAAGCAGACCACCGACUUGCGGCAGUCCAGAGAAAUCAGAAAACACCACGAUUAAAGGGACUAAACGAUCCAUAGGAUCUGCUAUAGAUUACAUUUGCCCCAAUGGGUACAUGUUGAUCGGCUCGAAAACCAGAAAGUGCGAAACGACUGGAUUUUGGAGCGGCGAGCCACCCACAUGCAAAUUUGUGGACUGCGGCCAGCUUCCCGAACUGGACAACGGCUCGAUCACGUUGAUCGACCAGCGAACGACCUACGGAGCACACGCCGAUUACGCUUGCAAAGAGAAUUACACAUUGCUCGGUGAUGCCAGACGCAGGUGCGGCGACGGCGGUAUUUGGAGUGGACAUCAACCUCAGUGCUUGUUUGACUGGUGCCCAGAACCGCCGCAGAUCAACGGUGGACUGGUGUCAAUUACUGGAAAGAGAGCCGGUUCCACUGCCACUUACUCUUGCCAAAACGGCUUCAUCUUAUUCGGUGAUAACGUUCUUACGUGCGACGUAGGCGGCGAGUGGUCCGGCAAGGCGCCCCAAUGUCGAUUCGUCGAUUGUGGGGCACCACCGCAAAUCGAAUUCGGUUCCGUGACGCUGAUCAACGGCACCACGACAGUUAAAAGUGUGGCCGUGUACACCUGCCUGGAAGAUUACUGGCUGGCCGGUGAAGCGAGACAGGAAUGCACCAAAGAAGGGAAAUGGAGCCACGAUACACCGUCGUGCGAAUUGAUUACUUGCGACGAACCCGAGGUACCGGCUGGAAGCUACGUCGUUGGAUACGAUUUGAACAUUCACAGUGUCAUCGAGUAUCACUGCGAGGCUGGAUAUUUGCUUCAAGGCGAAGCUAGACGCACUUGCGGCAGGGAUGGCGAAUGGUCAGGAGAAAUGCCUAAUUGCGAGUACGUGGACUGCGGGAAAGUUCUGCCGGUGUUGAACGGAGCGGUGGAAUACGUGAACGACACGACGUAUCUGGGAAGUGAAAUCAGUUACAGUUGCGCGAGGAACUACAAGCUAAAUGGAGUGUCGCGGAGAUAUUGCCUAGACAAUGGUCAAUGGAGCGACGCGACUCCGAAGUGCGAAGAGAUUCGUUGCCCGGAACCGGUUUACGCGGAGCACGGAAUUCUCUCGGUGACUGGGAACGAUCGAAUGUACGGCAGGACUCUGAUACGCACGGGUACACCGGAGAACUCGAAUACCGGCGCUACUUCUUACAAGAUCGGCGCUCUCGCCAAAUACAGAUGCGAGAGAGGGUACAAAGUGGUCGGUGAACCUUUGUCCACUUGCGAGGACAACGGCAAGUGGAGUGGAGAGGUUCCACGAUGCGUUUAUGUCGAUUGCGGCAAGCCAGAACAUAUUCAACACGGGAAAUACACUUUGACGUCGAAUGCGAGUUAUUACGGAGCAGCCGCGCUCUACGAAUGCGAUGGCAAUUUUGAAUUGGAUGGAUUCGCUAGAAGAUUGUGUCUUGAAAAUGGUACUUGGAGCAGCGAAACUCCAGUUUGCAAGGAAAUUCGGUGCAAAGACCCUGAAAAGGAAGGAGUGCUCUCUACACAGGUUUCGACUCACAGCGUGGGUGGCGUGGCUCACUACAGCUGCCCACGUGGUUACUACAUGGAAGGGAACGAGACAAGAAUAUGUUUACAGAACGGUUCCUGGAGCGGAAGUAUACCCGCUUGUUUCUCGGUCGAUUGCAAACAUCCGGGACCGAUCGAGAACGGGAGAGUAAUAGUAGUGAAUGGAACUACUACCUACGGUGGAACCGCGGAAUAUCACUGUCUACCGCAAUUCGAAAGAGCGGGACCGUUUUUGAGAAAGUGUCUGGACACCGGCUCGUGGAGCGGAGAAGAACCCAAAUGCGAAUUUAUGCCGAAUGAAAUACCGGAAGCGCAAGGAGUUGGUACCAGCGUGGGCAUCGGGGCAGGAGUGAUCAUAUUUAUAUUAAUCAUUAUCGGGCUAGUUUACUUAAGACUGAGGAAAGCCACGCCUGUGAAGAACACUGAAAACGUUCAAGCGGCUGAAAGAAAGGAAGACCAAAACGCAGCUGUUAUGUCUUACGCGACUCUGAACGAUGGGACAACUAACGCUAUGUGUGAAAACGUUCCGGAGGACGGUCUGUACGACAAUCCUUAUACUAUAAGCGGCAGUACCUAUGGGUACGGUAACAACAUGAGAAGACAUUACGGUAGAUCCGGUCACUACGAAGCGGAGCCGGUCUCGAACAGAAACGGAAUCACCAUUAACGGAGUGUCUGUGCGAUAGUUCGAUGUGUACAACGAUUAGAAUCACGUUUGUUUCAAAUCCGGUAUUAUUUAUGUACAGAUAGGAGACACGCGAGAGUUUGUUAUCUUUAUUUAUAUUCAGACUGCGGAUUUUAUGCAUUCAUAAAGCGACAUAUAUUAUAAAGUGCACGUGAGUGCAUAUUCCAAAUUUUGAAUAUUAAAUGUUUUAUGUAUCUUGCAUAAAAAUCCGCGGUCUGGUUGCGUUAUUAUAUUUGGCGCAUCGCCGAUUUAUGUAAAUAAGUAAAAGGGAGUAGCGUCUAGGAAAAGUCGCGACGAAACUAUUACGAAUACUUUGAUUAGCUCGCACUUAAAAUUCUUCGUGUAUUAUUGUGUACAUAAUGUCUUUCCCUAAUUUAGACCUAAUAUUUGUAAAUGACAAGCGACGAAUUUAUAUCAUAUGUCCAUUGGUUGCGCAAAUAAACGAACCAAUGCUCUUGUUUUAUUUUA